Molecule: messenger RNA, 357 nt
Organism: Racocetra persica
Lineage: Eukaryota; Fungi; Glomeromycota; Glomeromycetes; Diversisporales; Gigasporaceae
Source: the annotation of a GenBank genome assembly
GAUGGACUAGAGUCGGACCUUUUUAUCCGAUGGGAGACCAUUACCAGCAAGGCAAGUCUAGAGAAGAAUGGUCUCAGGGUCCAAAUAAAAGGUUCGAUAUUUUCGGAAUUCAUCCAAACGAAAUUUCUAAUCUAGAAAUUUUAUUUGGAGAAAAUUCUUACGGCCUUGCUGAUAAAUGCAGGAAGUGUUCAAAGGGUGACAGGACCAAGUUGGGGAAGGAUGAAGCACCAAAUUUCUCCAACACUGGUCCAGAAUUAUUAAAUCUCUUUGAAAUUCACUCACAUGAAGUUUUAUGCACAUUUAUUAUCAAAAGAUGGAAAUCAAUAUUCUUUGAUACUCCAGUAGCUAAGAAAGCUA